GGGAACGGAGCGCGCUAUAGACUCAAGUUGAAAUAAAGCUGCAAUUAAAUUAAUUCUUCCCUUUUGACUUUUAAAUUUGUCCCUUAAGAUCCAAAUUUGACUUGCCAUUGGCGUUUUUCAGAGAGAACUCGUUCCAGAUUUAAACACUUAUUUCUUCCUGAAAAAAACCUGAAAAGACUCCCAUUAAACCUGAUUAGACCUGAAAAUAACUGUCCAGUUCCAAAAAACAGCCGCUCAAUUCAGGGAAAACCCGCUGCCACAAUUGAUAGAAUUCGCGAAAGUUGGACGCUGCCAUUGAUAACAUGCUACGGGCUGUCAGUUUUUAAUUAGUCAAAACUGAGCAGCUUUUUCUGCUUUGUUUUCUAAUAGAUCUUCGGUCUUUACUGCAGAAAAUUUCAAAAAGCUAAACGAACAGAAACGCCGAAAUGAUAACCGACGAAGGCAAAAACGAGCAGCAUUUUCUUGUCGUGUUGGAUUUCGACGACACUAUUGUCGAGGGAAACUCGGAGGAGAGCGUGAAAUCUCUGCUGGAGAGUCGGGACAUUCAGUUCCCAUGUAGCAUGGUAAAUCACUACGAGAAACACAAGGAUUGGAACUACUACAUCAAUUUACUCUACGAGUUCUUGCACGAGAAUGACAUCAAGCAAAAAGACAUAGUGGAUUCACUCCACAAAAUUUCAUUCGUCAAAGGCAGCUUCGAAAUGCUGCAGAAGGUCGCGGAGAUGAAAAAGACACGCAACAUCGAUGUCAUUAUAAUCUCGGGCGGAAAUGUGCUCGUGAUUGAGAAGAUUCUGGAAAAUGCUGGACUACGUCAUGUGAUCGAUGAAAUCCUGUCCAAUCCAGUUUCCGUGGAGCCAAACGGACUGCUAAAAAUCGGGUUGCUAAACACGCAUAGCUGCAAUUACUGCUUCAGCGGUGAAAUGUGCAAAGGGGUGGUUGUUCGGAACUAUCUCAACCGAAAAAAAGCAGAACGAAACAUCGACUUCGACAAAGUUUUCUUCGCGGGUGAUUAUCUGAAUGACAUUUGCCUCUGUCUCGAAAUGCGAGAGCAAGAUUUCGUAAUGGCCCGUCACCAGUUUCCUUUGGAAAAAGAUCUGGAAAACCGAAAGGUCAAAGGUCAGCUCAAAGCCAACUUAAUCAGCUGGAAAACGGGUUACGACGUGAUGAAAGUUCUGGAAAAACAAACCGAACUAAUUUGAAAUCUGAAAACUGGCGCUCCGCUUAAAAAUGCCACAAAAAUGAGUUCCGGUUAAGCGCUUCAAUAAGUAAUUACUCAAAUUUGAAUUCAAAUAUUUCUGUAUCAUACGACAAACAAUUUACAUCUUUUUGUUGAAAAUAAACGAAAUAAAUAGAUCAAGGUUUCCAAAAGUUUUAUACUUCGUAAUUAGAUUAUUCGUGAAAUUUUAUUGCAGAUUUUAUUUCGAGAAAACACAAUAUACAAACAUAGAAAUUGA
This is a messenger RNA of Symsagittifera roscoffensis, 1454 nucleotides long. Its product is annotated as pyridoxal phosphate phosphatase PHOSPHO2-like. The transcript is spliced from 3 exons. Lineage: Eukaryota; Metazoa; Xenacoelomorpha; Acoela; Convolutidae. The coding region runs from base 426 to 1199 and encodes 257 amino acids. Gene Ontology annotation, molecular function: phosphatase activity. The record is from RefSeq and is a predicted model, not a curated record.